AUGGAGAUUCCACCAUUCAUAAGAAUCACUCCAAAUAUAUUAACCAAAUUUAGGUAUAACAAUGGUGUAUUCUAUAAUGUUUGGAAUAAUAAUGAUAAAUUGGAUCCAAUAUUAAUUAAUAACACCAAAACUAAUUUAAAUGAAAACACAAAACUAACUAAUUAUAAUUUAAACGAACUAGUCGAUAGCAUUUCCCAUUAUUUAAAUAAAUCAAACGUUAGUUUGCAUGGAUUAUUAGAUUAUAACUUAAAUAGAUUAGAGAAACUGAAUUAUGAAUCCAAUAAAAUUGUAAAUAAAUUGGCCAAAAUUCUAAAUUAUAGGAUUCUUAGUAUUUCUGACAAGUUAAAUACAAAUCAAUUGUCCAAAUUAAUCUUCUCCCUUACACAAUCUACUGAACAGUUCUCUGAUUUAACCUUAAAACUUUUCGAAUUAUUCCUUGAAAAGUCUAAUUUUAAUGUAGUUUCAACUCAUAAUAAUGAUGUGUACGAUUACUUUUUAGUUUUAUCCUCAUUUCUGAUAUUUAAAAGUAAAUUCAGUAAUGAAACAAUUGAAAAUAAAUUAAUUGAUAAAAUAAAUUUAAUAAAUUUUAAUUAUUUGAAUUUGAGUAAUGACGUUUUGUUGCAAUUUUUACAGACUCUUGCUUUUUUAAAUGGUGAAAAAAUACAUCAAAAUGUCCUUGAACAAAUUUUUUAUAAAUUAGAUGUUGAAAAGAUGGCAUUCAAUGAAAUGUGUACAUUAGUACAUACAUACUCAUUAUUGCAGACUAAUAUAACUUUUGAUGCUCAGAACAUUAUGGAGAAUGUAUUGGAAAGAAUAAAUAAGAAUGUAAUGGAAGUGUAUAAAAAUGAUGUGGAAUUGAGUAUAGAAUGUUUGCCUAAAUUAUUUCAUUAUUUCUACAUUACAAAUGACUUGGAUAAUCAUUUGAUGAGUUUAUUGGUUGAAAUUAUAGUGAAGAGGGACAUUACAUUUCAAUUUUCAAACUACUUUUAUCGUGUCACGUUUCCAAUAUCACUUUCGAACCUGAUUACAUAUGAUGAAGUUGGAAAGUGGAUGUUGGACCAAUUAAUAAAUAACUAUGAUAAUUACGUAAACCAAUUGUCUAACUUUUUAUUUAUUCUAAUGAGAGUUGCAAGCAGUGCUAGAAUUGAGCCUAAUAAAGCCUUAAAUGGAGAGAAAGGUACAAUGGUGGAGAGUUUAUACGAAGAGGCAUUGAUGUAUUUGAAUGAAAAGGUUUAUUUACCAACGAACCGUUCAAAGCUUUUGUAUCUCUUCGAUAAGAUUAUGGAAUUCAUUCAAUCGGCAGAUUCUGAUCAAUUUAUCCAAAUAUUGCACGUGUUAUCGCAUAAACUGGUUAAGAUAAAUACUGGGAUGAAGUUGAAGCUGAUGAAUGAAUGUAAAGAAAGAGUAAACUCAACGUCAGUUGGAGGAAUAUCACACGUUUUGGAAUUUAUAACUUGGGUGUACAGUAAUAAGAAUCCAGACUGUAUUACAAUACUGGAAGCAUAUCAACAGAGGAUACUGUCAGAUAUCAGCACAUAUAACACAGGAGAUCGCAAUUUUAUAACAACGAGUGAAUUGUACAAUGACUCGUAUUUGAGCAGUGUGAAGAUACUGAGUAAUAUACUGUACAUAUUUGAUUGGGCCAGUUUAUAUUCCUCUGACCUCUCGAAUGAAGUGUCAUCACUAAUCAACAAUAAUACGCAUAUGUUGGUUGAGGGAGAUGUAAGUGAUAUUUGUCACAUAAUACAUUACAUAUCAAGAAGUAAUGAACAACAAAAUGAAAUCUUUUACAUUGUACUGUUUGAUAAAAUGAAGAAUGAUAGUGAAGUUGAGCCGACAGACUUGGUAUUGCUGUUGGAAUCAUUCAUAGCAAACUCAUUACACUUGAGAUAUAAAGAAUUAUUAGACGAGGUUGAGAAAAGAGUGAAAGAAAUAAGAGGAGAACAAAGGGUAGUUAAACUUUUGGUUGAUUGCCUAAAUAAAAUUAAUAUGGAUUUAGUAUAUUCGUUGGAUGUCACGGGAGAGUCGUUCUCUGAGCCUUUGGACUUGGAUUCCGAGACUCAGGAUGAUGAGCCCUCAAUUAACGUAAAGGAGUUUUCAGACUCUAAAUUAAAUGUAGUGGACGAGGAAACGAAGGUAAUUCGGAUAGAUUUGGCCACUCAUAUCAGAGAUUUAUCCUCAGUCAACCAGUCUAGCUGCCCGGAGCUUUAUGAACUGUAUCGCAAAAUUACCAUGGAUAUAAGGAAGUUUAUUUAUAAUUCAAUUAUUAGUGAGGAUUUCUGUGUUAACUUCUCCAUAUCUCAUGGAGACUCAGAUAAUAAAGUCGAAGGAACUGGAAAGGGUGUACUUAAGUCAGAUAACAGUAAUUUGGUAGUGAAUAUGGAAGAUGUUACGCCUGAACAACCUAAUUCAGACCUGAAAUCAGCAAUGUCAAUUGAUGGACUAAACGAAGUUAUGUCUAUAGAAAUGAUGAAAUCGUUCUCUUCAUCAAACUCAAUUCAGUCAAUAACAUCGUCCUCCUCGCUUUCAUCCAUUAAAAACGAUCAUCUCGAUGAUAUCGAUGAGAUAUCACCCAGCACUAACCUCGAUUGUAUUGUAUUGGAGUUGUCACCAAAUAAGCUUAAUAGAACAGUGACUGAAAUGGCUCACGUCCAGAUGAGGAGAUUUUUCUCAUCGUAUCCAAAAUCAUUCAAAAUCGCAACAGGAAACGUUGGGGCUGACGUUUACGCAAUGGGCAAGCGUUACUAUAUCACAUCUGAUUCGCAAGCUUCUGAUUUUAAUAUUGACAGUUCUCAACCCAGUCAUAGUCUAUUUCUCGCUCAUUUGUACCGAAGGCAACGGAGUAUAUGUUACUACUGCGGUUUUACUAGAUGCGCCAGGAGCGCCUCCAGUAAGAACAUGUGUGAGUAUCAAAAGUGUAUAAAAUGUGUUGCAUAUCACAAAUGGAGCCGAAACUCUUGUAAGGCUAAUGGGAAACUCCUUGAACACUACUUAUCUCAGAAUGAUUGGCAGAUUCGCCGGAGUAACUACUGGGCAUCUGUGCCCAAACACAUUAGGCAGAUGCUGCGUUGUUUCUACUGUAAUAAUGAGGGUGAUGCUAAUUUCAAGUGUCAAGGUCUUUCAUGUCCUGAGGGCAAUGCUACACUGAGGAUCAGGUGUUUGGAGUUAAUGGGUGCUAACGAGUUAAAUUCCGAGAGAAGGAGGAUUCCACACAACUUUCCUCACCUAAAGCGGAUCAACUUUGUUUUUGACAAGGAUUUUAAACUUAAAUAA
Theileria annulata is the source of this 3273-nucleotide messenger RNA. RefSeq lists its product as uncharacterized. The record is from RefSeq and is a predicted model, not a curated record. NCBI's taxonomy places the organism in Eukaryota, Apicomplexa, Aconoidasida, Piroplasmida, Theileriidae. The transcript has 11 exons. Bases 1 to 3273 code for a protein of 1090 amino acids.